Cyprinodon tularosa is the source of this 1195-nucleotide messenger RNA. RefSeq names its product charged multivesicular body protein 5a (gene chmp5a). The transcript has 8 exons. NCBI's taxonomy places the organism in Eukaryota, Metazoa, Chordata, Actinopteri, Cyprinodontiformes, Cyprinodontidae. Gene Ontology annotation, cellular component: multivesicular body. The record is from RefSeq and is a predicted model, not a curated record. Bases 144 to 806 code for a protein of 220 amino acids. Gene Ontology annotation, biological process: vesicle budding from membrane; late endosome to vacuole transport via multivesicular body sorting pathway.
AUCAUGUCGAUUUGCCUGCGGACCGUUAUUUCCGGGUGUUUCCAAUGCAGGAAUCCUCUCCGUUUGAUGUUUAUUGUGUAGUAAAAGGAAAACACACACCCACACAAAACCUGAACGCUCUUUGGUCGUGAAAGGUUUUGAAGAUGAACAGAAUAUUCGGUCGCGGGAAGCCCAAAGCGCCUCCGCCGAACCUGUCGGACUGUAUCAGCACUGUGGAUGCCAGGGCAGAGUCCAUUGAAAAGAAAAUAGGCAGGCUCGAUGCUGAGCUCCUGAAGUACAAAGAUCAGCUGAAAAAGAUGAGAGAAGGACCCUCCAAGAAUAUGGUGAAACAGAAAGCAAUGAGAGUCCUAAAGCAGAAGAGAAUGUAUGAAGGUCAAAGGGAGCAACUAGCACAGCAGUCAUUUAAUAUGGAGCAGGCAAACUACACAAUCCAGACCCUGAAGGACACAAAAACAACAGUGGAGGCAAUGAAGAUUGGAGCGAAGGAAAUGAAAAAAGCUUACAAGGACGUCAAACUGGAUCACAUCGAUGAUUUACAAGACCAGUUGGAAGACAUGAUGGAGGAAGCUAACGAGGUACAGGAGUCCCUGAGCCGCAGCUACGGCACGCCGGACAUUGACGAAGAGGAUCUUGAAGCAGAGCUGGAUGCCCUGGGGGAUGAGCUGCUGCUUGAUGAUGAUACCUCCUACUUGGACGAAGCGUCAGCUGCUCCAUCUAUCCCAGAAGGAAUUCCCAGCGACAGCAAGACAAACAAGGAUGGUGUUUUGGUGGAUGAGUUCGGCCUGCCUCAGAUCCCAGCCACAUAAAAGCAAAAUGGAGACAGCUGCACUUCAACUGAAAACACUUUUCCAUGUAGAGUAACAUUUAUACAUGCAAACACACUGGAUCUGAGAACACUACUAUUCCGAAGCUGCCCUGGUGUUGGAUUGUGUAAGGUUACAACUACCAUGUUAGGCAUGUGGCCUUUUAGAUAAUUAUUCGCCAUUGUUUUCUACCUGUUUGUCCUCACCAAUGUUUUAGUGUUAUUAGUUAAUUUCAUGGUUAAUUUGUAUAAUUUAUUAGCUUUAUGUUUUGUUUAAGUCCUUAUCUGAUUGUUUAAGAUCUCCAAGGUGGAGCUGAUUUUCAUUCUCUGCCUGUUUGAAAUAUCUGCAGGGGUACUUGAAACGUGCAAAAUAAAUUAUGUCUUUUAUCUUAA